Messenger RNA from Pelagomonas calceolata, 3268 nucleotides. Lineage: Eukaryota; Pelagophyceae; Pelagomonadales; Pelagomonadaceae. The record is from the annotation of a GenBank genome assembly.
GGUUAGGGUUUGCUGGCUGGUGCCGCGGGUCGCGCUAUCCAGUUGGGCCGCGAGGGCAGCCAAGGAAUUCACGAAGGUGCAUCGCAGGACGCGGAGACCGCAGACACAAAGACGUUUGGGUCGCAGCUAAGAACCAAGUAAACCAAGCUCGGGCAGCCCCAGCAAUAGCACGACGACCAUGCUCGGCUCGCCCAUCACGCCCCACAACAAGGCGCGCAUGAACGCGGCCGAGCUCGACGCCGACCUCUGGUUGGAUCGGGCGCGCGACCUCUGCGGCCACCGCGAGGCGCUGGUCGACCAGCUCAAGAGCCUCGGGACGCAAUUACAAACCGCGAACCCCGACGAGGCCGCUUCCCUACGACCGAAGAGCCACGCUCUGUUGCGGGAGUUGAGGGAGGCGGCCUGCCACGUCUGCGAGGCGGCGCAGCAGUAUAGGGACGCCUGCCGGAACCCCGACGCUCCAUUAGCCUACAAGGACGAGGACUACCUCGCGAAGAUGGCCCACGACCUGGACUUCAUGGGCGAGUCCGAGGCGUUGGUCGCGGCCAUCGGCACGCCUCGAAGACUACUGCGGAACAACCCGCUCAUGCUGCCGCGGCCGCUGCGCGCGGCGGAGCUCGACGCCGAGGACGCGCCGCCCAAGAACGCCGAGCAGGCGCGACUACGACGAGCGGAGGCGUUGCUGGUGGGGGCAUCCAUAGCCCACAGAAACCCGAAGGCCCCGUCGUCACUAGACAUGAUGAUCGAGGACCAGGGUUCGUCGCUCGACGCGCUCUCGCCGCAACCGGAGGAGGAGGAGGAGGAGGAAGAAGUCGUAAGUCGAACUCCGCCGAAGCCCGCGACCCCCAAGCCCCAGUUCGCGAACCAACCUUCCAACGUCAACGACGACUGGGUCCGCGAGGCCCACGCGCAGCUGAAAGAACUACGGGAGGCGCAGGCGCAGUUACCGCUGGAGCGGGGCGACCCGGAGCUCGCGGCCAUGAACAACAACCCCGCUUUAGAAAGGUUCAAGCCGGUGCUCGAGGGGAAGAAGCGCGCGCCGCCUCGCCAGAAGAAGCUCGUGGAGCUGAGCACGGAGGGCGCCUACGCCGACCCCGACGCUCGGAGCUACGUGGCGCCGCCGCCUCGAAAGGCCAAGAAGCACCAGAAUCGCCAUCGAGCGCAGAUCGUCGAUAAGCUCGAGAGACUGCAGCGGAGCGAGGGGCCCUUGCUCCCGCAAAUAAAGAUGGGCGGCCCCCCGCCGGGCCUCAAGAAGAUGCGCAAGAAGAAGGGACGACCGUUGCAGGGCGUGACGCUCGCGCGCGCCGAGCUUUCAGCCAUCGACCUCACCGCGGACGACCUCGAGGACAUCGCGUCGCUCGACGAAGCGCCGAACGAGGCCGCGAGGAGGGUUGGCGCAUGUGCCCUGACGCUCAUGUGUCGGGGCGACCGGUGCCCGCCGGACGCGUCGUGGAACGCUGUAAUAAGAGCCUUCGACGACGACCCCGACGGCAUGUUACGAGCGAUCCGCGCCGUCGACGCGAAGAGCGACGUGCCGCCCUUCAAGGCCCGGGCGCUGUCGCGCCUGCUCGCGUCGGGCGGUUUGGACGCGACGGCGACCUUCGAGCACAUUGACUCUGAGGCCGGAGAUGCUUUGGGUCGAUUGGCGGCCUGGUGUUCGCGGUGUGUUCGAGCUGCUUUACGGGCCGCGGAACGCGCGUCGGACGACGAGAGCAGCGUGCCGCAGAGACGCGGAAGAAGGCGCGCGGCGCGCGACGACGACUCGUACCAGUCGGACCUGUCUUCCCUCAACACGACGCCGCGCGGCAUGAUCAAACGGCGCGCGCGGCGGCGCAAGAAGAAGGUCGUACCGCCGCCGCCCGUGAUCCCACACCGUCCGAAAGAAGAGGCAUCCUUCAAGAACGGGCGCGUGAUGAUGGCGUCGUGGUGGCGCUUCGAGGCGGCGUCGACGGCGUGCCUCGUGAGCGUCGUGGCGCCAUCAAAUGCGCGGGGCAACUCGCACGCGCUCCUGGUCAAGGCCUACGAUCCUACCAGAGGCGACGGCGAGUCCGUGUUGGUCCUCGACGCGGCGACCGUAGAUAGGUUGCGCAACCACGAAACUUUGGAAAAUUUCGUGCGCACGCAGGGCCUGCUGCGCAAGCUCGAGCUGCGCGUGAGCGCGCACGGCGCGGCGAAGCUCCGCGAGCGCGCGGGCCCGCCGACGGGCGCGCCGGCGGCGCCGCCGGGCGGCGGGCCGCGCGUGUCCGGGGGCCUGCGCAAGCGCCAGGCCGCGUCGGCGCCGGUGGUGGAGAAGGAGGCCGUCGACGCCGUGCCGCCGCGCGCGAUCGAGACGGCGCCGCCGGCCAAGCCCGCCUCGGCCAAGGAGCGCUUCGCCGAGCGCCAGCGCGCCGCCGAGGCCGAGCGGCUGGCCCAGGAGCGCGAGGAGAAGGCCCGGCUCGCGCAGGCGCGGCUCGAGAAGGCCGCGCGCGCCGAGGCGAAGCGGCGCCUCGCGGCCGAGCGGGCCGCGGAGGAGGCGCGCCGGGCGAAGGCGGCGACGGCGCUCCAGAGCCGCGCGCGCGGCCGGUCCGCGACGGCGCGCACGAAGGAGGCGUUCGCGGCCGUCGUGCGCGUGCAGGCGGCCUGGCGGUGCCGCGUCGGCGCGCAGGCCCUGGGCGUGGCCAAGAGCUCGGCCGUGGCGCUCCAGUCGGCGCUGCGCGGCAAGAGCGGGCGCGAGGCGGCGCGGCGGAAGCGCGCCGCGAAGGAGCAGGCCAAGCGCGACGCCGAGCGCCGGCGCCGCGAGGCCGAGCGCCGCGCGGCCGAGGCGCGGCGCCUGGAGGCCGAGGAGGCCGAGCGGAAGCGGCAGGCGUUCGAGGCGAAGCAGCGCGCCGCGGCCGAGGAGCAGCGCCGCGCGGCCGAGGAGCGGCGCCGCGCGGAGGACUACGCCGCGGCCAAGGCCCGCGAGGCCGCCGCCCUGUCCGCGCGGCGGCGGGAGCGCGAGGCCGCCGAGGCCCGGGCGCGCGCCGAGGCCGAGGCCGAGGCGGCGCGGCGGCGCGACGAGGCCGCGGCGCUGGCCCGGGCGCCGAGCGCGUCGGCCUCGGAACUGGCCUCCGAGUCGGACGACGGCUACGGCGACGACGACUUCGACGAGUUCUCGCCGGCGAAGACGACGGGGCCGCCGAGCCCGGCGCAGCGACGGGCGCCCGCCGUGCCGCCCGUGCCGCUGGACCCGUCGUCGAGCGACGACGGCUACGGGGACUCGGACUUUGACGACGACGACGACGACACGUAG